AUGAGCACAGUGCCUACAAGCGCUCCAACAUCAAUAGUUUCUGCUCCGACGUUGGGCAGUGGGAAUUUUGCGGAAGUUGUCCGUCUUCCCGAAGGGGAAGACCGACAAGAAUGGCUUGCAGUUAAUAUUGUGGAUAUUUUCAAACAAAUUAAAAUGGUGAUGGGGACUCUGUAUGAGGCCUGCACUUCUGAAUCCUGUCCUCUCAUGACAGCUGGGCCAAGAUACGAGUAUUAUUGGACCCAUAGCUCGGGUAGAAAGUUGUCCACAUCAGCUGCUAGAUAUAUUGAUUAUGUUAUGACAUGGGUUCAAGAUCAACUAGAUGACGAAGCUGUCUUUCCUUCUCAGCUAGGCGAUCCUUUUCCUCCAAACUUUGAAGAUGUCUGUGUAUCGAUAAUGAAGCGUAUAUUCCGGGUGUAUGCUCAUGUUUACAAAUCUCAUGCAGAUAAGAUGAGAGAGUUGAAGGCUACAGCUCACCUUAACACAUCUUUCAAACAAUUCAUUCUUUUUGCUCUGCAGUUCGACCUCAUUCCGGAUAUAGAGAUGGAACCUAUCCGUGAUAUCAUUGUCAAAAUUGUUAGGUCGUAA
Messenger RNA from Auanema sp. JU1783, 585 nucleotides. NCBI's taxonomy places the organism in Eukaryota, Metazoa, Nematoda, Chromadorea, Rhabditida, Rhabditidae. The record is from the annotation of a GenBank genome assembly.